GUGGAACACCCGCGGUGGGGAGGUCUGUUUGUAGCUUUCAUCUCCUCAGAUCAGACAUGAUGCGAACUAAAGCGGAUAGUGUGCCAAGCACCUACAGAAAAGUGGUGGCUUCUCGGGCCCCCAGGGAGGUGCUGGGUUCUUCCAACUCUGCCACUAAUUCUGCAUCGCUGUCACCGAGGAAAGCUGAAAAUAAGUAUGCAGGAGGGAAUCCAGUUUGUGUGUGCCCAAAUGCCAAGUGGCAAAAAGGAAUUGGAGAAUUCUUCAGGCUGUCCCCUAAAGAUUCUGAAAAAGAGAAUCGGAUUGCUGAAGAGGCUGGAACCAGUGGCCUAGGGAAGGCAAAGAGAAAACCAUGUCCUUUGCAAUCCGAUGACACAGAUGAUGAAAACGAAUAGAACUUCCUUGUUCAUCUUUGAAUAAUGUCUCUGGUUUACUCUGGUAUUCUAGGAUGUAAAUUUGCAUAGAAGUGUUUGUUCCAAUUAUCUUUGUUGAAUAGGCAUUUAAUUUAAAAAAUGAGGCUAAAAUUUAGUUGUUCAAAAGCAAAUAGUUCUGAAAUUGGAGAAUCUGUAAGGUUAUCUUAGCUUAAUAUUCAAUAGACUGCAGUAUUUUGUUCCUCCUGUUAUUAAGCUUAU
Oryctolagus cuniculus (rabbit) is the source of this 629-nucleotide messenger RNA. The record is from RefSeq and is a predicted model, not a curated record. Lineage: Eukaryota; Metazoa; Chordata; Mammalia; Lagomorpha; Leporidae.